AUGUUUUCGGGGGAGACUAGGCAACUGACGCUUGCAGGGCUGCGGCUGUCCCUGGGGAAAAGGCCCUUCCGUUCGCGUCCUUGGUCCAGCGGCGCAGCAUCGAGGAGAUUCGCCAGUGGCGGCACCCUGAUACCCCAACUCACCAAGGAUCGAUACCCCGACGUGUGUAGGGGCGCGUUCAGCGAGCUCACCGACCGUCACGUGGGCCACUUCAGGGAACUGCUAGGGGCCGAUAGGGUCGUCACGGACGAGGACGAAUGCGAGGGGUUCAACGUCGAUUGGAUCAAGAAUGUCAGAGGUUACAGUAGAUGCAUCCUCAAACCGAAAACUACAGAAGAAGUAUCCAAAAUAAUGUCGUUCUGCAACGAAAAUUCCAUUGCCGUUUGCCCGCAAGGUGGCAACACCGGUUUGGUCGGUGGUUCUGUGCCGGUAUUCGAUGAAGUGGUCAUUUGGACCGGCUUGAUGAAUAAAAUUAUCAGCACCGAUGACACAUCAGGGGUUGUGGUUUGUCAAGCCGGAUGUAUAUUGGAGAACCUGGACAAUCAUCUGGCUGAAAUGGGGUUGAUGAUGCCCCUGGAUUUGGGUGCUAAGGGCUCCUGUCAUAUAGGAGGCAACGUUGCCACCAACGCUGGCGGAUUGAGGCUGUUGCGAUACGGGAAUUUGCAAGGGAGUGUACUGGGAAUCGAAGCAGGUUAAAGCUGACGGAGAAGUCAUCGAUUGCCUGAGUACCUUGAAAAAGGAUAACACCGGUUUCCAUCUGAAACAUCUCUUCAUAGGAUCCGAAGGAACAUUGGGAAUAGUUACAAAAGUUGCCAUACAAUGUCCUCCGAAACCUAAGGCUGUCAAUUUGGCCUUCUUAGGGCUGAACUCCUUCGAGGACAUCCUGAAGACGAUGAAAAGGGCGAAACGUGACCUGGGCGAGAUAAUCUCCUCGUGCGAGCUCGUCGACCAUCUCAGUCUCGAUGCGGUGACAGGGAAUCUGAAAUUGAAAUCGCCCUUGCCCGUCCACCCUUUUUACAUGCUAGUUGAGACGCAGGGCAGCAAUUCUGAACACGACGAGGAAAAGUUGAACGCAUUCUUGGAAAGCGUCAUGGAGGACGGGCUGGUUGUGGAUGGAACGACGACGAACGAAGUCGGCAAAAUGAAGUCCAUAUGGGAUUUGAGGGAAAGCAUCACAGAAGGACUGAUGCACGAUGGAUACGUGUUCAAGUACGAUAUAUCGCUUCCGACUGAGCAUUUCUACUCUUUGGUGCCUGUGAUGUCGGAAAGGCUCGGUGAUGAUGCUUUGAGAGUAUGCGGAUACGGACACGUAGGUGACGGCAACAUCCACUUCAACGUCACCGUGAAAGAAUUCACGCAAGAGGUGCUCAGCAAAGUGGAGCCGUUCGUGUACGAGUACACGGCUAAGCUGAGAGGUAGUAUCAGCGCUGAGCACGGUGUCGGGUUCAGAAAACCAAAGUACGUGCACUACUCGAAGAGCAAAGAAGCCAUCGAGAUGAUGAGGCAACUGAAGACGAUGAUGGAUCCCAAAGGAAUCCUGAAUCCCUAUAAAGUGUUGCCACCAAUCGGGAAAAAAGGGAAAUAG
This is a messenger RNA of Phaedon cochleariae (mustard beetle), 1585 nucleotides long. The record is from the annotation of a GenBank genome assembly. NCBI's taxonomy places the organism in Eukaryota, Metazoa, Arthropoda, Insecta, Coleoptera, Chrysomelidae.